Messenger RNA from Anneissia japonica, 4068 nucleotides. RefSeq names its product probable UDP-sugar transporter protein SLC35A5. Gene Ontology annotation, molecular function: pyrimidine nucleotide-sugar transmembrane transporter activity. The coding region runs from base 225 to 1496 and encodes 423 amino acids. Gene Ontology annotation, cellular component: Golgi membrane. Gene Ontology annotation, biological process: pyrimidine nucleotide-sugar transmembrane transport. The record is from RefSeq and is a predicted model, not a curated record. The transcript has 7 exons. NCBI's taxonomy places the organism in Eukaryota, Metazoa, Echinodermata, Crinoidea, Comatulida, Comatulidae.
AACCUUGACAUCCAUUUGGACGACGUGGACAGGCAGCCUCAACGGCUAUCCAUGUCCCACAGAUUGUUGGUUCAGUCUUCACUGCUGCUGUGUGAGUACUUGAAACUGUCACAUUCUGUGUGUUAUUUGCUGAGAGAAUUGUUGGUUUCAGCAUAGAGCUUACUACAGCAAGUGAUCCCAUUGGUGUGUUGCGAUGACAUCUGGUGAAUUGUCUUCAUAUUAGGAUGCAGCCUCAAAGAGACCACCUGACAUCAGUGGCCUUAGCGGCACUCAUCAUAACCCUUGGAUCAUCUCGAAUACCACUUACUAGACUGUCUGCCAAUAAUGAAAAUAAGUAUGAUUAUUUACCUCUCACUGUAAACAUUUGUGCUGAAGCCAUCAAGUUCACCAUCUGCCUGCUGCUGUCAUUACAAUUGCUUUACAAAGAGGGAAGGGCGAUUUCAGAAAUAUUUGUGAGUCCACCAAAUAAUCAGUUACACGUUCUGAAAUGGAGUAUUCCUGGAUUGCUUUACUUCUUGGAUAACCUUUUAGGAUUCUACUCAUUAACAUAUCUGGAACCGGCUGUUGUGGUUUUACUGAAUAACUUUGUCAUCAUUUCAACAUCACUUCUUUUUCGAUUCAUCUUGAAGAGACAUUUUACAAAAAUUCAGUGGGCAUCAAUCAUGAUUUUGUUUCUGGCGAUAGUUUCAUUAUCAAACGACAGUAGCCAUGGCAACUCAGUAAAUCACAACUCUGUCAAUCAUAUGCUAAUGAACUUGUCAACAAAAUCUGACCAUGUGAUUCUCUGCAGCUAUGAAAAGCACUCUCAAAACAAAAAACUUUUACCUCAAAGAAACAUUUUGAAAGCAAAAACACAGAGUACGAGAGUGGAUGAUAAACUGUUCAAUAUGGGCCAUCUCUUGAUUAUUAUAAGUUGCUUUGUCGCCUCAUUUGCUAACAUCUACAACGAAAAAAUAUUUAAGGAAGAGGGUGGGCUUCAGGAGAGUAUAUACUUCCAGAAUACGAAACUGUAUAUGUUUGGAAUUUUCUUCAACUUCAUCUUAUUAGUAUUGCACAGCGACUACCGGCAAAGGGUAUUGAAAUGCGGGUUUUUCGACGGAUACAAUAUAUACUCAUCAAUCUUAAUUUUUGAUGUUGCAUUUCUUGGGUUAACUGUGUCUCUCAUCCUCAAGUUUAAAGAUAAUAUGUUUCAUAUCUUUAGUACUCAAAUUAUGACUGUUGUAGUUAUAACUUUUUCGAUAUAUCAAUUCGGUUACAAUCCGACGCUGAAUUUUUACCUCCAAGCACCAAUUGUUCUUCUUAGUAUUUAUAUUUACAACGUUAGUAAAUACAGUCAUAAUGGUGGACAUGAAACCCAUACUUACAACCUGGUUGAGGAGGAAGACGAACAGGAUGUAGGCAAAUUCCAGAAUCAGAAUGGGAUCAUUUCUGAUCAGAUUGAGCUUCAUAAACGACGUUGUAAUUCAGAAAGUUGUGGGUGCGAAAUUGAGAAUUGAAAUCGCAAUAUAUUGUACUAAAAGUAUGUGAGAUUCAAAAAAGCUCCUCCUGCAGUGAGAUGAUAAAGUCAAAAUAGAUACUGGGUAUAUUAUAGUACUAUACUGUACAGUAUGAAAUUGAUUAUAAUCUGUCUGGUACACUGAUUAUGAAUACAAGAGUGCACAAACAGAAAAUGAGUAUGCUAUGCAAAAUGCUAAUAGAUCUUACAUUAGAUGGAUGUGUGCGCUAUAUAAAACUACACUAUUAUUAUUAUGAUAUAUUUUUUUUAAAUACUGUACACACAAUUUUAAAAAUUACUAAAUAUGUACUGUACUCCAAGUGCAUAAGCUUAGCCAGCGAGCUGUCCAGCUCUCUUUUGGAAGGCCAAUUUUGCCUUGACGGCUUGGACAGCUUGGUCUAAUCAGCUUGGCCUAGUCUAUUUGGGCCUGGUCUACCUUUAGCAAAUUCUUUAUAUUCUUGAAAUCUAUCGAAUGUUAAUACAUUAAACUAAAGCUGAAUAAUAUUUACGUUUGACAAAAACCACAUUUAUUGAUUGAAUGUACGUUGUUUUUGUACCAAUAUUGGGUGGGGAUUCCAAAAUAUGGGCGUGGUCUGUCCAUCGGCUCAGUGCCACGCCCACUAGCUUCAAUUUUGGACAGCCUAUUUCGUUUUUCUGGCUAAACCCCUUCCAAGUGUUAGUUUUUGUUUUUUUUCCCCUGUAUAGUCAUGGAAUGUAAUAUUCAAAUUUAAUCACAAUUUUGCAAAUUCAAGUUUCAUAAGGCAGAAUUUAACCGAAAAAUCCAAAAAAAUAAUGAGGGUUUUGUCCUUGUAAAAUGCUCCCGGAAAAAUGCAUACUUGUUAGAACAACUUCUGCUGUAUGCUUUACAUAUAAAAUUGAUCCCCCUCUCUUUGUGAGAUGGGUUGUUAUGUCAAAAUACUUAACUAAAAUAUGAGAGUGAGAAAGACCAAAGUAUGAGAUUGGGAUCUUUAUCUCAUUGGCCGUUUCUGAUUAUUUCUUCAAACCCUCCUUUAAAAUUUUGAAGCGCACCGAUGUGCCAUAAGCGUUUUCACAGAUGAAACUGGCGCACAACCAAUUUUUAAUAUUAUUAUUUUUCAUCCGACCAUCUGAAGGAGUGUUUUGGAUUACACCCUGUUUCAGUUUUAGAAUACUCUAUGUGAAAUGGAUGGCUUAUAUCAUGAUAUACAAUGAGUGGGCUUAUUUGAGAAAGCUCUAAUUAUGAAAUAGUUGGUAAAAUUACUAUAAUAAUAUAAUAAGUGUAUGUACACCGGUUCGGUACCGUUCAUUAUAAUUUAUUUUCAUUUGAAAUAUUAUAUGAAUUCAUUUUACAUACAAAUACAAAUGGAAGGGUCCACUAAUACAUAACGACAGAAAUAAUAAAAACAAUAUCAGUUAAUAAACUAUCCCCCGCUGGACACCAUCCUGGUAUUUCUGAGUGAAGGUUUCGGGGCUUGAAAAUAAUGAUUGUGAUUGUAACGACAUAAACUACUAUACAAGGUAAAACUAUUCCCCGCUGGACACCAUUUUGGUAUAUCCGAGUUGUGGUUUCGGGGCCAUUAUGAAUUGAAUAAUAGGCUUAAACUGUACUUAACUAAAAACUAAAAUAUUUAUUACAUUAAAACACUGAGAUUGUUGUAUUAUUUGGGGGAUUGUGAUUUCAGCUUGAGGGCUGAAAUUCAAGUUUUGAAAGCGCACCGUCUUUUGGAUGAGACGUACUGUAGGUCCUGUCUGCAUAGUGGCUCACGUGCAUGUUAAAAAACGCAGUAAAGUCACUCUUCGGAAAAGAGUAGGGGAUUGUCUCCUGGUGUACUCCACCCCCUCCCCAAUUCUCCACCAGAACCCCACUGGAAAUAAGUCUUAGGACUUUUGUGGGUUAUUCUUGGUGUGUAUCACACCAAAGUACAAAUCCAAUCCAGUCAACUAUUUUACUUAAAUUUUGUGCUUAACAUCAUACCGUCUUGGAAUACGAGAUACGGAUUGCUUAUAACCACUCAUAUGGGACACACCUAGGGAACACUUUUUCAGUCCCAAAGUUGUCCCCUUAAUAGGGGUUCUACAGUAUUUUGUUGGAUCACACAAAAAUCCUUAAAUAUAUUAUGGAUUUUCGUUUAACAAAAAAUAAUUGGAUUUAUUUAUUUGAACCAUAUUUAAAUGAGGGUGAACUAUCCAGCAGAAGCUGAUGAUUUAGGACCCUUAAGAAAUAGUAUUGUACCUAAAAAUAAGUGGAUAUCUGGUUUUAUUUAUUUUUAUUUAUUAAUUUUAUUAAUACAGUACAGUACUAUAAUUUAAGCAAAGUCUGUAUUGCUAUACAGUAUAAAGUAAAAUUUUGCAAGUAAUAAAGCUUGUGAGUGAAAUCUGAUGUCUGUCACUAUGGAAUUUGGUAACAUAGUACAGUAGAUUAUUUGGUUCAAUUUUUAACUCCUGCCAAUAGCUGAUAAUGUCUGAUAUUAGAUUUAUAUGGGUCAUCGGAGAAAGCUAAGGAACCAUUAACAUGGUUCAAAGUUUCAUGAGCAGAACCAAUUACUGCACCUGCUGGUAAAAUUUUGUAUAAGCUAAUAAACAUUUUCAGAUGA